ACUGUUGCUGUAGUGGCUUUGGAACGCAUGUUUGGUGCAAUGAUAGAUAAAGGCAUCGAUAGAAUCGAGUUUCAAUUACAAUCUGACCUUGCGAUGUUACUAGUUCGAGCAAAAGCUCAAGUCAUUAUGUAUGAUAAUGAUCAUUCUACCCCGGAUAGUGAGCAAAUGUCUAUUCUAUGUGUUACGCGUGAUUUAGACGCUUUCAAGAAAUUUAUGAGUCAUUUUAAAAAUUCGGAAAAUAGUGUUGCGAAAAAGCCAAUGGAGGAUGAAAAAUUUAAAAGUUUAAUUAAAAAAUAUUUUGACUCUGAUGGAAAUGUGCUUCCAUCUGGAAAGAUUAAAAACCCGCUGAUGAGAACACAAAUGUUGAGUCGAAAUGCAUCUCCGCCAACUUCUAAACAUGGAAAAGAAAUAUGUAGAAAUACCUUAGUGUCAUCCUCAACCAAUUCGACAAAUACCGCAUCACAUUCAACACUGCUUUCAAAUACGAAUUCAAACAAUUUAAGUAAUUCAACGGAUGAAGACGUUAUCGUAGUUUCUUCUGUGAGAAGAAGAAACAGUUUAAAUCGUAAGAGAGCUGGUCCAUCUUCGGAUCACGAGCCGAAUACAGAUUUUUCAACAAGAUUCAAUGGAAUACGUCUUAAGAAAAAAUAUAAAUCUUCAACAGACAUUGUGCCAUAUUCAAAAGUUCCACCAAAACCUGUGUCUGGUGUUUCACAUAGUCUUGGUAGACGAGAUCCAAAUAGCAAGUUAUUUUACUACCAUUGUGUUGGAUAUUCAUCAAUUUUAAUCACUGGGUCAGAUUACAAUCGUUUAAUAGACAUGGACGAGUUGAACGACACUCUUAUUGUAUUUUAUAUGAGAUAUGCACUGAAUAAACUUCGUGAACACGAUGAAGCUAAGGCAAGGAAGUAUUAUUUAUUCGACUCAUAUUUUUAUAAAAAAUUAUCUGACCUUCGCGAUGCAAA
Messenger RNA from Dentiscutata erythropus, 965 nucleotides. Lineage: Eukaryota; Fungi; Glomeromycota; Glomeromycetes; Diversisporales; Gigasporaceae. The record is from the annotation of a GenBank genome assembly.